Molecule: messenger RNA, 1700 nt
Organism: Oryza sativa Japonica Group (Japanese rice)
Lineage: Eukaryota; Viridiplantae; Streptophyta; Magnoliopsida; Poales; Poaceae
Source: RefSeq, a predicted model, not a curated record
UCGCUCCACGCCGUUCCGUUUCCUCAUCCAAACUACACGCACUACCUCAACGCCGACGACGACUCACCCCGGCCGGGUUUCGUCUCGCCGGCGGCGGCGCGAGGCCCGCGAGCUCGAGCUCGAGCUCGGCAGCGGAAGCUUCGGGUAGUAGUAGCAGCGGCCGUUAAGACUUCUCUCCUGCCGCCGGCAGCGGCACACAGCGGAGAUGCUCCCGGCCCUUCUCCCCGGCUGCCUCGCCGCGCCCCCGCCCCCGCCGCCGCUUGUCACCACCAGCAGCACCGCAUCCCCUAGCGCGCACCUCAGAACGCUCCGGCUCCCCUCUGGCCUUGCGGUAUCCCGACGCGCGGGCUUCGGGGAGGCCGCGCGUGCAGCGGCCACCGAGCGAGGCGCCAUCGAGGAGGAGGAGGAGGAGGAGGAGGGGUUCCCGGAGUGGGGGAACGGCGACGAGGAUGAGUACGACCACGACCCGGAGAUCGGCGACAUAAUGGGGGAGUACUUCGACGACCCCAACAAAGCCCAGUCUCGCAUGGAGGAGAGGAUAAAGAAGAAGCGGCACAAGAUCGUGCAGGCCAAGACCGGCUCACCCAACCCCAUGAAGGUCGUCUUCAACAAGUUUGACUUCUCCAAUUCGUACAUAUGGUUCGAGUUCUACCAUGCUUUACUGCCAAAAGAUGUGACCUUAAUUUGCGAUGCUCUGCGGUCAUGGCAUAUAGUUGGGCGCCUGGGCGGGUGCAAUUCUAUGAAUAUGCAGCUAUCACAGUUGCCUUUAGACUGUCAAAGACCAACUUAUGAUGCUCUUGAAGGAGCGAAUACCACACCAACAUCCUUUUACAAUAUUGGUGAUCUUGAGAUUCAAGAUAAUAUAGCACGUGUAUGGGUAGACAUUGGUAUUCACGAACCGUUGCUUUUGGACAUCCUGCUUAAUGCAUUAACGACCAUAAAUUCAGAUCAUGUGGGCAUUAAGCAAGUGCAGUUUGGAGGGAGUGAAUUUCAGAACUGGAGCGAGGACUUGAAAACGGAAGAAGCUGGAUAUAGUGUCCACAAAAUUUAGAAAGCCUAGUCCUAUUAUAGCAGAAGCAGCCGCUAUCCUGCUGAGGUGCUGAUAUAGUGCUAUAGCACGGAUCCAAUGUAGCUUCCUGAAUCAUCCACCUCACAAGGGCUUCAACCGCUAUGAUCUUGCAGUUCUAACUGAGAAGAAAAGCGACGACACCAUCCUUAAGCCUGAAAAGUUUGUUGCCAUUUUCCUGCAAAGAACCUUUGCUUGGAAAAGGUUGCCUAUUAUUAUGCAAAGAAGCCAGCCCAUCAAGAUGCAAAUAGAUCCUAAGAUGAGUGAAGGUGCGCAUGAUUUCUUCAAUCUCAUCUACUUGGAAUAUAGGCAACAAAGUACGGUGAUUGAUAAGAUAUAAUGGCUUAGUGGUGCACGAGUCACUCACAGACCCUGAUUGAACAAUAUGAAAAGCCAGCCAGCCUUGUGAAGUUGUGAGACUCAACUCAAUGAAGCAGCAUAUGUGUUUAUUAUUAAACUAUUUAAGCAAGGGUUAAUUUGGAGAGUUGUUACAGAAAUUUUGCUUCGAUUAAUCAAGACUUCAAGAGAGUUCAGAAGUAGUAUAACAUUUUUCACUGUGGUACACAGAUUAUUGUCAUAGGCGAUGUUUGUAGGAUUUUUCACAUAAAUUUUCGAAAGAUCGAUUUUCACAGAA